AAGAGCUCCUGGAUGACGUUGGACAGACGUCGGGGCAGCUUCAAGUGUCCCGGUUUAGUGCUUCUCCCGUGUAUGGUCCGGAUUACAACCUUACGGUGGUGUUCCCGCUAUUUGGCCUUGCAGGCGCAGCUUUUGGUGGUGGUCAUCUGUCCGUUUGGAACCAAUCUUUUCCAACACCAGCCGAAAAAUGGAUAUGGCGGAUCGCGGGUAUCGUUGCCGCAGCAACACCUCUAGCAUUCGGUGUUAUGUCUUUAAUGAGCCAAAUGACAAGUAAAGAUAAGAAAGCUAAGGGAGACGAGAGACGAAAGACGGGCGGAGGACAGGAGACGGGCGGAGGACAGGAGACGGGCGAAGGACAGAAGACGGGCGGGGGACAGAAGAUGGGCGAAGGACAGAAGACGGGAAUUUUCGUGAAGGUCAUGGAUAUUGCCACAGUUGUGGUUAUGGCCAUUCUUGUUCCCUUAUAUACGUUGGCACGGUUGAUGAUGAUCUUGCUUAUGUUCACGACGCUCCGUGAUCUCCCUAUCAAAGUAUUGAAGGACUUGUGAUCCAUAGUACUGUAUCCAGUUGUUAGGUACCACGAUGGAGAGGAUGAUCAUUGGCAUCAGGACUUUCACGUUCUUAUACCCGAAAAUGAC
This is a messenger RNA of Macrolepiota fuliginosa MF-IS2, 638 nucleotides long. Lineage: Eukaryota; Fungi; Basidiomycota; Agaricomycetes; Agaricales; Agaricaceae. The record is from the annotation of a GenBank genome assembly.